Molecule: messenger RNA, 1710 nt
Organism: Rhizoctonia solani
Lineage: Eukaryota; Fungi; Basidiomycota; Agaricomycetes; Cantharellales; Ceratobasidiaceae
Product: alpha-amylase
Exons: 17
Coding region: 1-1710 (569 amino acids)
Biological process (GO): carbohydrate metabolic process
Molecular function (GO): alpha-amylase activity; cation binding; starch binding
Source: RefSeq, a predicted model, not a curated record
AUGCUGUAUCGUCUAACAUCCUUUGCAUCCACGGUCGCGGCAGUUGUAGCUGUACCGGCCAGUAUCUAUUCUCGGGCACCCAGCAGCUCUAGAGCUGUAAUCAUUCAAAUGUUUGAGUGGAAUUGGGAUAGCAUAGCAACAGAGUGUACCAACUUCAUCGGCCCAGCUGGAUAUGGUUUCGUUCAAGUCUCUCCGCCUUCGGAACAUGUCGUCGGCUCACAGUGGUGGACCGAUUACCAACCAGUGUCAUACACACUAACCUCCAAGCGGGGUAAUAGAAGCCAGUUUCAGAAAAUGGUGGCUACAUGCAAGAAUACCGGAGUUGGGGUGAUUACAGACACCCUAUUCAACCACAUGACCGGCAUGGAGAGCGGAACUGGUGUGGCGGGCUCUACAUUCACCCACUACAACUAUCCUGGUAUCUAUCAGAAUCAGGAUUUUCAUCACUGUGGCCUAGAACCAGGGGAUGACAUCGUGAAUUACAAUAGUCGUAUUGAAGUUCAGACAUGCGAAGUAUUCAAUAAUUUGGCCGACCUGGCAACUGAGACAGAAUAUGUCCGCAGUCGACUUGCAGCCUAUGCCAACGAUCUAUUGUCACUGGGUGUAGUAGGAUUCCGGCUUGAUGCCGCAAAGCACAUUCCUGCUGGCGAUAUUGCCAACAUCCUUGGUCGAUUGAGCUCUAAGCCGUAUGUCACACAAGAGGUAAUAUUCGGAAGUGGAGAGCCGAUCUUACCGUCAGAGUACACCGGAAACGGUGAUGUUCAGGAAUUCCGUUAUACAUCCACGCUCAGAGAUGCAUUCCAGAAAGGUGGCAUUUCAGGAUUGAAUGGAAUUGAGAAUCGAGGGUGGAUUCCUUCCAACAAAGCCAAUGUAUUUAUCUCAAACCACGACACCGAGCGGACAGAUGGUGCUUCGCUCAACUACAAGUCGGGAUCUAUAUAUACACUUGCACACGUCUUCAUGCUUGCCUACCCAUAUGGAACUCCGACUAUCUUAUCAUCCUACACAUUCUCGGACAACGAUGCGGGCGGCCCAUCAAACGGAGUUGGCUCUUGCUCUGAUUCUGGGGGUGCGAAUGGUUGGCAAUGCCAGCACCGGUGGGCUGCCAUCACUGGAAUGGUCAAGUGGUACAAUGGAGUGACUGGAAGUGUCAAUAAUUGGGUUAUUGGCACCAAUCAACAAAUAGCCUUUGGACGUGGAUCGAGCGGAUUCGUAGUAAUCAACAAUGCCGAUUCGUCCUGGACAAAGACAUUCACUACACCCCUCACCGCAAAUACUUACUGUGAUAUGAUUUCUGGAGGGGCGAGUGGUGGCAAAUGUACGGGAUCGCAAUAUACGAUUUCAGGUGGAACAUUCACUACUACUAUUCCCGCAAAAUCUGCAGUUGCACUUUUCACCGGGGCUACCGUGGGUGGAGCUUCCGUGACGGUAGCUUUCCGAGUGAACGCGGAGACGGUUUAUGGUGAUAAUAUUUUCUUGGUCGGAAGUACCUCACAGCUUGGCGCUUGGACACCCGGUAGCUCAAUCCCCAUGUCCUCGGCCUCCUAUCCUGUAUGGUCUACGAGUGUGGAUAUGAUAGGAGGAACCUCUUUCUCCUACAAGUAUAUUCGUAAAACCUCGAACAGCUCGGUGGUGUGGGAAUCAGAUCCCAACCGUAUUGCUACUGCCCCUUCUUCUGGCACUUCAACGCUUAAUGACUCAUGGAGGUAA